Messenger RNA from Venturia canescens, 3227 nucleotides. RefSeq names its product protein no-on-transient A-like. The transcript has 9 exons. The coding region runs from base 205 to 2082 and encodes 625 amino acids. Gene Ontology annotation, biological process: regulation of DNA-templated transcription. Gene Ontology annotation, molecular function: RNA binding. Gene Ontology annotation, cellular component: nucleus. The record is from RefSeq and is a predicted model, not a curated record. Lineage: Eukaryota; Metazoa; Arthropoda; Insecta; Hymenoptera; Ichneumonidae.
UUGCCGUUCUCUCCGUCGUUGGUCGCUGCGUCGUUCGGGUCGUUCCAUUAUUUUUUCUUCGUCCUUUUGAUUGAGAGCGACGCGCAGCAUUUCGCGAAAAGGGUUUUUUUGUCAAGAUCGCAGCAGCGUGCCCCACAAGGCAUCGCUAGUAUAUAUUUCAAAACUAAGAGCAUAGUUUUCUUUGAAAAAUAAAGUCAAAGUGCAAUGGCAGCUACGGAAGCGGCGCCAGUCAAAACCGAACCUCAAAAACCUCCGCAAGAAAAUAGUAACGAGAAUAAUCAACGUAGCGGACCCAAUGGACCGGGUGGCGGUGGUGGACGAGGAGGAGGAGGAGGUGGUGGUGGAGGCGGUGGACGUGGUCGUAAAGGCGGCUCUAGGUUUUCCGGUGGACGCGGAGGUGGCCCGGCUGGAGGUGGCGGAGGACCCGGCAGAAAUGAUAAUCAGAUGCAAAUAAAGAUGAACGAUUCAAUGAUGGAUGGACCUAUGGAUGGUGCGCCUGAGCCUCUCGGAAUGGGAGGUCCUGGCAUCAUGGGUGGUGGACCCGGGAUGAUGGGUCGUGGUGGACCAGGUAUGAUGCGAGGAGGCAGAGGAGGCGGUGGAAUGAGAGGCGGAGAUAGGGGACCAAUGGGUCAAAGGUCGCAAGAUGAUCGUCUAAUGGAGCGAGUCAUGGCUUUACAAGGACCGACCCACGAGUUGCCACCCCAGGAGAUAACGGAGAAGAAGUUUAGUGGUCGUAAUCGUUUGUAUGUUGGUAACUUGACAAGUGACGUGACGGAAGAAGAAAUUCAGACGCUAUUCAGUCAAUAUGGCGAAGUGUCCGAAGUGUUUGUCAAUACUGUAAAGAAUUUCGCUUUUUUGAGAAUGGACUUUCGAGUGAACGCCGAAAAAGCGAAGCACGAAUUGAACGGUACAAUGCGCAAAGGGCGCGCGUUGAAAGUUCGUUUCGCACCGAAUUCGUCCACUAUUAAAGUCAAGAAUCUAACACCUUGGGUCUCCAACGAAUUGUUGGAAAAAGCAUUCAGUGUUUUCGGCGAAAUCGAACGUGCCAUUGUCAUUGUUGACGAUCGAGGAAAAACUACCGGCGAAGGCAUCGUCGAAUAUGGCCGUAAACCAUCUGCCAUGCUUGCUGUACGCAAGUGCACCGAUGGCUGCUACUUCCUUACCGCGUCUCUGAGACCCGUUGUCGUUGAGAUGUUCGAACAACAAGACGACAUCGAUGGUUAUCCUGAUAAAAAUUUGGCCCGCAAAAAACCAGAGUUCUACAAAGCUCGUGAAGUCGGACCGCGCUUUGCUCUCCCUGGUAGCUUUGAGCAUGAGUAUGGCACGAGAUGGAAACAGCUUCACGAGCUUUACAAACAAAAGGAGGAAGCACUCAAACGCGAAAUGGCUAUGGAAGAGGACAAACUUGAAGCUCAAAUGGAAUUCGCCAGAUACGAGCACGAAACCGAACUCCUACGCGAACAACUACGUCAACGAGAAGCCGACCGAGAGCGCCAGAAGCGCGAGUGGGAGAUGAAGGAGCGAGAAGUUGAAGAGCAGCGAUCUCACGACGAAGAAAUGCGGAGACGUCAGCAGGAGGAAAUGGCCAUGCGUAUUCGCCGACAGGAAGAAGAAUUACAUCGCCGUCAGCAAGAAAACAAUCUUUUCAUGCAGGAACAAGCGAUGAGAGGCGGUGGCGGUGGUGGUGGAGUUGGCGGUGGAAAGAAUUACGACAAUGUCAGUAAUAGUGAACGCGAUGGUUAUGGUGCACCCGAUGGAGGAAACAACUUGCCAGUGGAUCCAAAAUCUUUCAUGGAUGCUUACAAUACCAUGGAUCGUAGUGGUAACCGGGGUGGUGGGGGAUAUAACGACGAUCGCGGACAGAUAAUGGAUCUGAUGGAUAUGAGGGUUGAUAUGGGCAACAUGCCAAACAAUCGUGGUAACAACGCCGGAGGAGGAGGCGGAGGCGGUGUGGGUGGUGGCGGCGGAGGUGGUAUCGGUGUUGGUGGAAACGUCGGGGGUGGCGGUGGUGGUCGUUGGCAAGGUGGCAACGACAGAAACCGCCCUGACGAUUUCCCCAACAGUAAGAGAAGACGAUAUUAAACAAAGUAAAUAGCAAUGGAGACGUAAGAAAAUACGAAUGAAACGAAAUUACGACUACGAUUGAUAAUCAUCUCGACUUGGGGGUUAAAAUGAAUGAAUUGCAGUAUGUCUCGAACGUCGAUUAGCAUUCGACAGUUCUACAAUUAAUUGCUUUUUUACAUCCAAAAUUGGGGGGAUUGCUGAUGAACAAAACAGACUAAAUACUUUGUCUCUUCGUGCUCGAUGACACUGUUGAUAGAGGACAGAAAAAUGACACGAAUCGGUUUGAUGCAAAGAGUAUGUCCGUAUUUAUAUAUCCAAGCAUUAUAUAUUUACAUAUAUAUAAUUUGUAUGUUAGUUUACCCUCGCGAAGACGAGAGUGAUCGAUUUUUGGCUUUUCUUUUAACUCCAAAUUUCUCAUUUUCUCCCCAUAUUUCUUCGUUAUUAUUCUCUAUGUGCAGUUACGUGACAACACGUUUACUCAUUUAUUAUAUUAUGAUAAGACUAGAAGAAACGUGGAAAAAUGAAAAUGAGAGGGUUACAAAACAAAAACUAUCUCGAGAUCGCCGCACUCUCCGUCGACGUGACGAUUUUUCCAGGACUUUGAUAAAUCCGCUUAGUCUGUAAGUGACUGUGGAACAAAACUAAAUGAAAAUAAAACAAGAAAACAUCCGGACAUGUAAGUGCAAGUCGUCUCUGACUACCUCUUGUUUGAUCAAACAUAUUUACCACAAAAAAGUAAUCAACUACAUAUGAUUUUAUAUAUAAACAAUUAUAUACAUAGUAUUAUUAAUCGAAGGUGAAAUUUUCGAUCACGAAAUACACGUAGCUAUUAACUCAUAUGUUCGCGAAUAGAGUACGAUUCAAUAUAAUCGUUUGACAUUUAUAAACAAACAUUAUUAUGAUUGGACGUAAAACAAAGAUUUAUUGUGUCGAAAGCUUCGUCUUGUCGAUAUUAAUGAGAAAACAAAGAAGUAAGAGCGAAAUGAAACGAAGCAUAAACUACUAAAUACUUAAAUUCUAGGGUAAUUUUACCAAUGAACAUUCUGUCGGUAGGGAAAAAAGGAAAACGAGGCAUCGCACUCGUUAUUAGCGAAUUAAAGCUUUGUAAAGCAUCUUAAGUUACAGCGACAUGAUUUUAAUAAUAAAAAACGAAUGAAAACGAA